AUUUUCUCGACCUCACAAACUAUAUUUGUCCCUUGAGUUCCAUUGGUUCGGUUAGGUUCCACCGCCGUCUUCAUUACCAAUUCAGUGUCAAUCACUCAAGCUUCAUCAAUGCCUCUAUCUGCUCCAUCAGGUUUUUAAAUUUUUAUUUAUUUAUAUUUUUAUUUUCACAAUCUCGCCUAUGUUUGAGAAGCAAUGUUUCGCCAUGAAUCUGAAUUGGUCAGCAACUUGGCUGAGACGAUGAAAAAGGUUUUAUUUUAUUCUUUAUUUCUUGGUUUGGAACUUGUGUUGUUGCGGUCUAUUUUCUAAAAGGUGUAACCAAUCUAAGUUAAAAUAUGAAAUGUGAAUGAUUUGUUUAUGUUAAGUUAGUAGUGUCCUUGAUAUGUCCUUUUCUGAGGUUCAAGGUUCGAUUCCUCUCCAUGCCUACGUUUUUAUUUUUAUAAAAAUUUAUAUGUAUUUUCCAAAAAGCGGUUCGAAACCUUUCAAAAGCAUUUUUUGACUACUUUAUAACACUUGGAAUCGGGCAAAUUUUUUGCGAUUAAAACAGUAAAAAUUCUCUUCAAGAUCCUUUUAGGAAGAUUUUUGGGUGAUGUAUUCGAAAAUUGAGGGUUGUUUUGAGGGGGUAUACCAGGCUAGGAAUGUUCCUAGGCCAUUUAUUUUGAGGGUAUUUUUGGGUACCAGAUCAACGUCCAGGAGGAUUUUUCGGGCAGUCGGUCCUUCUAAGAAGAUGAACUCGGACUUUGUGAUAUUUUUCGAAGGGGUAUACUCGGCUAGGGUGUCCUGGGGCCAUAAAUAAUUCAAGUGACCGGUUCUCAACCGUUCCAUUCUUUCCAGUGGGAUAAAGUGUCAUUUUUACUUAAAAACCAAUUUCCUUUUCUUUUAGAUUUUUGCCGUCCAUUAUCCGACAUUUUACAAGCUGCUCCAUUGGUACC
Messenger RNA from Meloidogyne enterolobii, 929 nucleotides. The record is from the annotation of a GenBank genome assembly. NCBI's taxonomy places the organism in Eukaryota, Metazoa, Nematoda, Chromadorea, Rhabditida, Meloidogynidae.